Gastrolobium bilobum is the source of this 660-nucleotide messenger RNA. RefSeq lists its product as uncharacterized. The transcript is spliced from 2 exons. Lineage: Eukaryota; Viridiplantae; Streptophyta; Magnoliopsida; Fabales; Fabaceae. The coding region runs from base 1 to 660 and encodes 219 amino acids. The record is from RefSeq and is a predicted model, not a curated record.
AUGAAGCUCGUUUGGUCACCAGAAUCUGCCUUAAAAUCUUACUUAGACACCGUUAAAUCGUGUGAGAAGUUUAAGGAUUCGGGAGUGGCGGAGUUUCUCUCGGCCAUGGCGGCGGGUUGGGACGCGAAGUUUAUCGUUGAAACAUGGUCCUACGGUGGACCUAUAGCUGCAAGUGUUGGUCUGGCGGUUGCUGCUCGCAACACAGGUGCAAGGCACGUGUGCAUAGUCUCGGACGAACGGUCAAGAUUGCAUUACACAAAGGCUUUGGCGGAUACCGGGUUGUCGCCGCCGCCCGAGGUGGUUACCGGGGAGCCGGAGGCGGCUGUGGCGAGGCUUGUUGGGUUGGAUUUUCUUGUGGUUGAUUGCAAGCAUAGAAACUUUGCUAGGGUUCUAAGGGUGACAAAGGUGAGCACAAGAGGGGCAGUUUUGGCAUGCAAGAAUGCAUGUCAAAGAAACUUUUCAGGGUUUAGAUGGAAUUGGGUGCUUGAGAGAGGGACACGUGUCGUUAGAUCAGUGUUCUUACCUGUUGGUAAGGGUUUGGAUAUGGCUUACAUAGGGAGUAGAAGUAGUGGUGCAGCAAUUGCUACAAAGGGCCCUAGCCGCCGUUGGAUCAAGCACAUAGAUCAUCAAUCAGGAGAAGAACACCUUUUCCGUGAGUGA